This is a messenger RNA of Psylliodes chrysocephalus, 1155 nucleotides long. The record is from the annotation of a GenBank genome assembly. NCBI's taxonomy places the organism in Eukaryota, Metazoa, Arthropoda, Insecta, Coleoptera, Chrysomelidae.
CUGUAAUUGAUUUACAAAAAUCAGUAAACAAAACAUUAAUAUUAAUUUCCAGUGUCAAAUACGCGUGCUAAUGCUGCUUGGAUUUAAUUGAAAUAAUGUCAUUUUGAAAUCGUUUUCGACAGUUGCGUUUUGAUAGGCUCUCGUUUUUGUAUUAUUUGUCGCAUUGUGGAUUAGUGAAAAUUAGUCGUGGAUGACAGAUAGUUAUGAUGAUUAGUUUGAAAUUGGUGUAGUUAGUUUAUAAAGUUUACGGUUUUAAUUUAUGGAGAUCCCCUCUACGAACGAUGCAAUGUAUUGACUAGACUAAAUAAACGAUAAAGAUUUGAGGUGCCAAAAUAAGUUUUGUGAGAACAAUCGAUCCAACUAAGACUUUCGGUUAAAAUGUACACUUUUGAUGGACAUGUGUCGGAAUUCAGUUCAGACCAGAACUACAAUGGUCGAACCCAUUGUUCCACAAAUUCCCGGCAGUUUUCUGUCACCAGUCUAUUGAGACUGGGACACAAAAGAAGACAUUCUGGUUCGGACCCGGAUCUCGAUUCCGCUGAAGAAAUAUCCAGUGAAGAUAAACUAAAAAAACCAAGACGAAACAGAACUACAUUCACAACAGCCCAACUAGCAGCUCUAGAAAAAGUAUUUGAAAAAACACACUAUCCAGAUGCGUUCGUCAGAGAAGAUUUAGCAUCCAAAGUUAGUCUUAGUGAAGCCAGAGUACAAGUUUGGUUCCAAAAUCGACGUGCCAAAUUUAGAAGAAACGAAAGAAGCCUAAAUCUACAACAAUCACCGUCCAGCAAACUCCCUUGCAAAACGUCUCCUAUACCAUUGAAACCAGAAGUAUCAGAUAAAACGUUAUUUCCUUAUCAAAAUGGCGUGUCAGCCCAUUCUACUACUCAACCACACUCAGAUCUUCAAUAUAUCAUGCCUUGGAAAUGCUCUUAUUCCCAAUAUAAUCAACACGAAUUAUAUUCGAAUAAUUUUAAUAGCUUGCCUGCUCAAACAUGUAGUUUUUUAUCAAAUUCGCAUUUUAACUAUGGAAGUUUAUCAUCGAAUUCUAUGUGCAAUACUUUAAAUAUGCCUACAAUAAGAUAUAGAUCUCAGGAUUUUAGUUUAUAGAUUUUACUAGCACAUUUUUUGUUUGUUACAAUAAAUUAAUUUAAAAUU